AGCUUGAGAAAGAGGAUCGUGCUCCAGGUGGAGUCCCCAUGGAGGUGUGGAGCCUUAUCACCAACCUCUAACUGCAGAACUGGGAUGUGGAGCUGGAAGUGCCUCCUCUUCUGGGCUGUGCUGGUCACAGCCACACUCUGUACUGCCAGGCCAGCCCCAACCUUGCCUGAACAAGCUCAGCCCUGGGGAGUCCCUGUGGAGGUGGAGUCCUUCCUGGUCCACCCUGGUGACCUGCUGCAGCUUCGCUGUCGGCUGCGGGACGAUGUACAGAGCAUCAACUGGCUGCGGGACGGGGUACAGCUGGUGGAAAGCAACCGUACCCGCAUCACAGGGGAGGAGGUGGAGGUGCGGGAUUCUGUGCCCGCCGACUCCGGCCUCUACGCUUGCGUGACCAGCAGCCCCUCGGGCAGCGACACCACCUACUUCUCCGUCAAUGUCUCAGAUGCUCUCCCCUCCUCGGAGGAUGAUGAUGACGAUGAUGACUCCUCUUCCGAGGAGAAAGAGACAGACAACACCAAACCAAACCCUGUGGCUCCAUAUUGGACUUCCCCAGAAAAGAUGGAAAAGAAAUUGCAUGCAGUGCCAGCCGCCAAGACAGUGAAGUUCAAAUGUCCUUCCAGUGGGACCCCUAACCCGACACUGCGCUGGUUGAAAAACGGCAAAGAAUUCAAACCUGACCACAGGAUUGGAGGCUACAAGGUCCGUUAUGCCACCUGGAGCAUCAUAAUGGAUUCCGUGGUGCCCUCUGAUAAAGGCAACUAUACCUGCAUUGUGGAGAAUGAGUAUGGCAGCAUUAAUCACACCUACCAGCUCGAUGUUGUGGAGCGGUCCCCUCACCGACCCAUUCUGCAGGCAGGGUUGCCUGCCAACAAGACAGUGGCCCUGGGCAGCAAUGUGGAGUUCAUGUGUAAGGUAUACAGUGACCCACAGCCCCACAUCCAGUGGCUAAAACACAUCGAGGUGAAUGGGAGUAAGAUUGGUCCAGACAACCUGCCUUAUGUCCAGAUCUUAAAGACUGCCGGAGUUAAUACCACCGACAAAGAGAUGGAAGUGCUUCACUUAAGGAAUGUCUCCUUUGAGGACGCGGGGGAGUAUACAUGCUUGGCGGGUAACUCUAUCGGACUCUCCCAUCACUCUGCAUGGUUGACCGUUCUGGAAGCCCUGGAAGAGAGACCAGCAGUGAUGACCUCACCCUUGUACCUGGAGAUCAUCAUCUAUUGUACGGGGGCCUUCCUCAUCUCCUGCAUGGUGGGAUCUGUCAUCAUCUACAAGAUGAAGAGUGGCACCAAGAAGAGCGAUUUCCACAGCCAGAUGGCCGUGCACAAGCUGGCUAAGAGCAUCCCUCUGCGCAGACAGUUGACAGUGUCAGCUGACUCCAGUGCAUCCAUGAACUCUGGGGUUCUGUUAGUUCGGCCAUCGCGUCUCUCCUCCAGUGGAACCCCCAUGCUGGCUGGGGUCUCUGAGUAUGAGCUUCCUGAAGACCCACGCUGGGAGCUGCCUCGAGACAGACUGGUUCUAGGCAAACCCCUGGGAGAGGGCUGCUUUGGGCAGGUGGUGUUGGCUGAGGCUAUCGGGCUGGACAAGGACAAACCCAACCGUGUGACCAAAGUGGCUGUAAAGAUGUUGAAGUCGGAUGCAACAGAGAAAGACCUGUCAGACCUGAUCUCAGAAAUGGAGAUGAUGAAGAUGAUUGGGAAGCACAAGAACAUCAUCAACCUGCUAGGGGCCUGCACGCAAGAUGGUCCUUUGUAUGUCAUUGUGGAAUAUGCCUCCAAGGGCAACCUACGGGAAUAUCUACAGGCCCGGAGGCCUCCUGGGCUGGAAUACUGUUACAACCCCAGCCACAACCCAGAGGAGCAGCUCUCCUCCAAGGACCUGGUAUCCUGUGCCUAUCAGGUGGCCAGAGGGAUGGAGUAUCUUGCCUCCAAGAAGUGCAUACACCGAGACCUAGCUGCCAGGAAUGUCUUGGUGACAGAGGACAACGUAAUGAAGAUUGCUGACUUUGGCCUAGCCAGGGACAUUCACCACAUUGACUACUAUAAAAAGACGACCAAUGGCCGACUGCCUGUGAAGUGGAUGGCACCUGAGGCAUUGUUUGACCGGAUCUACACCCACCAGAGUGAUGUGUGGUCCUUUGGGGUGCUCUUGUGGGAAAUCUUCACUCUUGGUGGCUCCCCAUAUCCUGGCGUGCCUGUGGAGGAGCUUUUCAAGCUGUUGAAGGAGGGUCAUCGUAUGGACAAGCCCAGUAACUGCACCAAUGAGCUAUACAUGAUGAUGCGGGACUGUUGGCAUGCAGUACCCUCUCAAAGACCUACAUUCAAGCAGCUGGUGGAAGACUUGGACCGUAUCGUGGCCUUGACCUCCAAUCAGGAGUAUCUGGACCUGUCAAUGCCCCUGGACCAAUACUCUCCCAGCUUUCCCGACACCCGAAGCUCUACCUGCUCCUCAGGGGAAGAUUCUGUCUUCUCUCAUGAGCCAUUGCCUGAGGAGCCUUGUCUGCCCCGACAUUCAGCCCAGCUUGCCAAUGGCGGACUCAAACGACGCUGA
Molecule: messenger RNA, 2547 nt
Organism: Orycteropus afer afer
Lineage: Eukaryota; Metazoa; Chordata; Mammalia; Tubulidentata; Orycteropodidae
Source: RefSeq, a predicted model, not a curated record